Messenger RNA from Arabidopsis lyrata subsp. lyrata, 1536 nucleotides. RefSeq names its product F-box/kelch-repeat protein At4g39590. The transcript has a single exon. The record is from RefSeq and is a predicted model, not a curated record. Bases 88 to 1290 code for a protein of 400 amino acids. Lineage: Eukaryota; Viridiplantae; Streptophyta; Magnoliopsida; Brassicales; Brassicaceae. Gene Ontology annotation, molecular function: protein binding.
UCAGAGAAACCCUAUAAGGAGUUUCUUCCUUGAUAAUAAGUUGCUUUUCUUUUCCUAGCGAAUUUGCUUCAGAAAAAUUCUAUUCCAAUGUCUUCCACAUCCAGAUCUUCCGCCGCCACUAAUCGCAAAGAUCCACCGGGUAAGAAAAACAAGCAGAUGACGACAGAACCAAACUCGAUCGGUUCACUUUCUAAUGACUUGUUAUUGAACUGCUUUGCCCGUGUCUCUAGAAUGUAUUAUCCCGCUCUCUCUCGCGUCUCCAAAAGAUUCCGAUCCAUCGUUACUUCACCAGAGAUUUACCACACUCGAUCUCUCUUAAACCGUACCGAGAAGUGUCUCUAUCUAUGCUUACGCUUCCCUUUCGACAAUAACACACAUUGGUUCACUCUCUACCAGAACCCUAAUCGAAGCGUAAGCAACAAGUCAAGUGGCAAGGUUUUGGUCCAAAUUCCAUCUCCCGAGUAUCCUCUUACGCAAUCGUCGAAUCUCGUAGCGGUUGGUUCUAAUAUCUACAAAAUUGGUGGAACCGUUGGUGAUGAUUUCUGCCCUCUCGGCUGGGAUAGGAAACCUUCUUCUAAAGUCUCUGUCCUGGAUUGUCGGUCUCACACGUGGCGCGAUGGUCCAAGAAUGCGAUUGGACAGGAAAUCCUCCACAACAAGCGUAGUUGAUGGGAAGAUAUAUGUAACAGGAGGCACUAAAGACACGGAUAAUCCCUCAAACUGGAUCGAAGUGUUUGAUCCAAAAACACAAAGUUGGGGAUCCGUUACGAACCCUCGCAUCGUGAGGCUUUGGGAGGAGGAAAGCUAUAGACGUGUAGUCAAAAGCAUAGGACAUGAAGGAAAACUAUACCUGUUUGGGGAUGAGUUUGUAGUUUACAAUCCAGAGGAAGGUAUAUGGAACCCAGUAGGAGAGGAUAGGCUUAUCGGUUGUGCAUUAAAGUCGAGUUAUUGCGUGAUAGACAACAUCUUGUUCUACUGGGAUCAAGGAGUGUUCAAAUGGUACGACAGUAAGGUUCCUUCAUGGAAGGAAUUGAAAGGCCUUGAAGGGUUACCUGAUUUUAGCCACCGUGAGUAUUGUAGAUUGGUGGAUUUUGGUGGAAAGAUGGCGGUGUUGUGGGAUAUAUGGGAGUGUACUUCUGAGGCAUAUAUGGCGAUUUGGUGUGCUGAGAUUUCACUUGAAAAGCGCGAUGGAGAUGAGAUUUGGGGGAAGGUUGAGUGGUUUGAUACUGUGCUUGCAGUUGGAGCGUCUUGUAGCUUGAUCAAUGCGAAUGCUCUUUCCGCUUCUGUUUGAUGAAAUGACGACUAUUCAUGAGAACAUGCUUGAAGAGUGAUGAAAUUAGAAACAAUAUUCACUAAUGCGGGUAAUUUCGUUUUGUUUUGAAUAGUUGCGUUUUUGAGAUGUUUCCUUUCCGUUAUUAUGCGACUACAAUAUGUUGAAUGAUCGUUUCAUGUUUUUAAGCCGAAUGCAGUUUACAUUAUUUGUUUAUUUAUUAACAUAUGCACUCACGUUUAGAUGAUUUAGCUUAAAAUUGUGAUU